UUCUAAUAAUAGACAUUACAUACAAUAGUAUUUUCUAAUUUUUUUUUUAAGUUUAUAAAUGUCGUGGCUAGGAGCGCUUCGUAUUUGUUAAGCUGUAUCUGAGUCGCGUCAUCUUUCAUGUCAAUAAUAGAAAAAUGCCGGAGUGUGAGAACUCCUCACGUUGGGGAAAGAAGCCAUGGUUAUUUUUCAGUUGCAUCUUCUAUUACUUCGACAUAUAUACAUAUAACGGUAGCCAAUUCUCUUUAAAGACUGAUCUAUUCGUUCUGGAAUACUUUACAUUUAGCGCUCUUUCAAGCCCCACCAACAACGUAUAUUACUAACUAACAAAUUAGAAAGGCAGCCAUUUUAUAUCAUUAGUAUCUCAAGCAUGCCUCUACGUUCAUGAAUGGAGCUCAGGUGUAAUGCCAAGGGAGUGAGAAAACCGGUCCAACUUGAACGAUAUUAACUUCCAAACCUGGUACCUCUAUAGGGCUUGAUAUUUACUGGAUAUCUCAAAUAUUGGUUUCGUCCAGUCAAAUAUCAGCAAUUUGUAAGGUAGCGCGCAUAUAUUCUAUCAGCGCGAUAUAUAAUAUUAGCAAAAUAGCGCGACUCACAAUUGGGUUAAAAUUUUAUUUCUGCAUUGCAUCAAUGAAUUUAGUCAACCAAAUACAUUUUGAUACUAGAACCUAGAGCAGCUUGACCAGCUUUGUUUUUCGUUAUUUUUAAAACCGAAAAGGUCUCCUGCUAUUUAAUCGAUCUCUGUAUGUAUGAUAUUCAUACAACCUAACUUUAACCUAGAGUCCAACAACCAUCCAUGUUUAUUUUCAAAACGACAUCUAAUCUAUGGGGUACAUUGGCUUUCUGCGUUUAUAGACAGUUUGGUUUCGUUUUCUAACGAGUUUCCUUGAAUGGCAUCGUUGCAUCCAACCCUCAUGCGAUUUCGAGACUGGUCCAUUUUCACCAGUUGUUUGCAAACCAUUGCGAACCCCGAAUCUAGUCUCAGGCUUGGUGAGGACUUGCAUCACAGACAGAAAUCUAUCCUUUGCAAAUACGUAUUCAGUAAACAUUGUCUACUAAAUAAGUUUAGCAGAUAGAGCGAUUCGACAUCUUAAAAUUAUAUUAAUGACGGGACCUUUAGUUGAAUGCGUGUGACGUCAGCUUUGGCGCUGGUGGAUCCCCCAGCGGGAGGUACUCAGUACAUGCGCACGUGUUCUGCAAGAGCAUUCAAACCUUCAACACAAUCACUUUCACGCUUGCGCCAUGUCAUCGCCAGUGACAAGGAUGUCGUCUCGUUGGCACAGUUUCGCGCCGUACCAUAUGUCGAUCUCAAUGACGUGAUUGUUGUAAUCGUCUCACCGAACGCCAUUGGUUUAUAUGGAAAAUCGCGCUAAACGUUGAGUGCCAGAUUAAAGACGACUUUGGACAGAGGACAGACUCUAGUAGACCUAGUCUGGGGUCUUCGAUUUUGCAUGGCAUUUUAAAGUGUGGCCGUUUAGAUAAAAGGAGUGUGACCUGCUUUCAGAUCAUAACAAUGGGAGUUGGCAGGCGGGCCGAGUACUGACUGCUCCUGUGCCGGGCGGGCUAUAUGUUUGUGGCGCGCUAUGGCGCGUAUUGAGCACAAUGCAAGCGAGGGCACGACACGGAUUGCCCACCACUUUUGUACUGGACGAAUACCGUUAUGGACGGCUAUGAUGAAGUUAAGAAGAUCGGUCAAGGAACCUAUGGCACGGUGUAUAGGGCUGUUAACUCCACGACCGGAGAAGAGGUUGCACUCAAAAAGAUCAGGAUUGACCCCGAUACUGAAGGCGUUCCAUCAACGACGAUGCGCGAAAUCGCUUCGUUAAAAAUGCUGCAGCACGAGAAUAUUGUUCGGCUGUACGAUAUUAUUCCAUCGAGACACAGUAUUUACCUAAUUUUCGAAUACAUGGCUAUGGAUCUUAAGCAUCUGCUCGACCAGCACGCAAAACUCAAAAUCCCCAUACCGGAAGCAACGGUGAAAAGUUUCAUGUGGCAGCUCCUCCAAGGACUUGCCUAUUGCCACAAGAACAUGAUACUCCACAGAGACCUCAAACCGCAAAAUCUGUUGCUCGAUAAAAAAGGUCAUAUUAAGCUGGCAGACUUCGGGCUCGCUCGGCCAUUCAGUUGUCCCGUGAAGAUGUACACACAUGAAGUAAUUACCCUGUGGUAUCGUCCACCUGAGAUUUUAUUAGGGACGAAAACAUAUGACUUGUCGGUUGAUAUUUGGAGCCUCGGAUGCAUCGUCGCCGAAAUGAGCAACAACAAAUGCCUUUUCCCUGGUGAUUCAGAAAUUGAUCAGCUGUUCAAGAUCUUUCAAGAGCUGGGCACACCUAAUGAGAAGAUUUGGCCAGGCGUUACGGAAUUGCAGGAGUACAAGUCGUCAUUUCCUCGCUGGCCGCAAAAAGAUAUCGAAACCCGUCUACCUCGAAUGGAGACGUGUGGAAAACGUCUGAUCUCGUCAAUGCUGCGUUUGAAUCCGAUGAAACGAAUAACAGCGAUGGAAGCACUUCGCGACAAUUAUUUUCUGAACGUCAAGAUCGAACCGCUUUCCAACCUUCGCGUAAGCAAGGAGAUUUCAUCUAGUUCCGCCACUUUUCGCCGAUGAAACAGGUUCGUCCUAAGCCGAUCAUCUCAGUUCAGCCGAGCUUAGACACCGAAGUGUCCAAUUCAGCCUGUGGCUACCUCGCAGCUGCAUUUUUUGUGCACGGCCAAUAUCAUAAUCACCCUGUCCCAAGCUUUCUUCUAGGCCAGCUGCUAUACGUUUGUAUGACAGAGGUGUAGCUUCAAUUUUAGGUGACUUUUAGGCGCUCUUAUACUUCUAGUGAGAUCGAACGAAAGUGAGUGGAAAAUAGACUAGGGAUCGGUAAACACCAAAGCGGUAGCGGAAAAUUCGAAUGCAAUAAGGUCGUGACUGAUAUUGCUGAAACUUGCUCUGUAUCUGCAAUGGUGGUGAAGAUGUGGCAUUCAACUGUUUCUUACCUUCCAUUCGCAUUCGUCAUUUUCAGGCAGCAAUAACAGAAUCACUAGUGUAGAUACUUGUCUCGUUUGAAGCUUUGGGCUCUGGUGCUGCCAAAAAAACGUCAGGAGCCCGACCCAAACAACAGGGAUCGCAAAGAUCUGGUCUGAACGAUGUACAUAAUUUAAAUGUUCCUCAUGUGUAGACAGCAGCUGUUCUUUCCUUCUUUCUUCUGAUUGCUACGUCUCCUGUAUUCUUCUUGAGAACUGCUUUGGUUAGCUCGUUCUUUUUCCUAUUCAAUUUUCCGAACCGUUUCAUUAUAUCAUGUUUUGUUGUUCUCGGCGCCUCUAUGACUGAAGCACUGGCAUCAACAACAAGAUGAGCUUUAUUAUCCGCCAGCUUGAGAGGCACUCAGUACUUGCUGCGGUAUUCUUCGCACAUCACGAUGUAGAUUUGCUUGAAGUAAAAUGGGUUUUCAUAGGUGACCUUACCUUAGUCAGUCAUGUUGGGAGGAACUUAUAAAGACGCUGAAGUUCUACAACAAGAUGCUAGGGCUUUACGAUAAUUCAUGUAAAGUAUUAUAGAAACAAAACUGUGCCACGUUUUACGUAGAUAGAAAUAUGUACAUAGUUUAUAUAUUCAUUAGAUGGUAUUUAAAAUGUGAUAAAAAAAAAAAGUAGCAGCCAUCGA
Molecule: messenger RNA, 3643 nt
Organism: Varroa destructor (honeybee mite)
Lineage: Eukaryota; Metazoa; Arthropoda; Arachnida; Mesostigmata; Varroidae
Product: cyclin-dependent kinase 2-like
Biological process (GO): protein phosphorylation; regulation of G2/M transition of mitotic cell cycle; G1/S transition of mitotic cell cycle
Cellular component (GO): nucleus; cyclin-dependent protein kinase holoenzyme complex; cytoplasm
Molecular function (GO): cyclin-dependent protein serine/threonine kinase activity; ATP binding; cyclin binding
Source: RefSeq, a predicted model, not a curated record